Molecule: messenger RNA, 2908 nt
Organism: Agrilus planipennis (emerald ash borer)
Lineage: Eukaryota; Metazoa; Arthropoda; Insecta; Coleoptera; Buprestidae
Gene: nAChRalpha1
Product: acetylcholine receptor subunit alpha-like 1
Exons: 8
Coding region: 254-1906 (550 amino acids)
Biological process (GO): nervous system process; signal transduction; monoatomic ion transmembrane transport
Cellular component (GO): postsynaptic membrane; neuron projection; synapse
Molecular function (GO): acetylcholine-gated monoatomic cation-selective channel activity; transmembrane signaling receptor activity
Source: RefSeq, a predicted model, not a curated record
UCCCCCAUUCCAGUAUUGACUGGCGCGUUUCGGACCAGUUCGCUCCCGUCCGGCGCGCCUAAGAACAAGCGUCGGAGGGAUGCUGUCAGUAGCCGGGGAUAUGCUAGGUUGGGUGCGCCGUAUUACAUUGGUGUGAUAGUGUGCUGCUCCCAAAGACGAACAGGAAAAAAUGACAUUGCGAACGAAAAUCAUAAACAACGAUCGACGCUGAGGAGCUAAAUGGAUGAAACUUGACUAUCAGGCAUAAACUGCAAUGAACUACCUGCCAUUAAAAUGGUACUACAUAAUCUUCGGCCUAUUUUAUUCAGGCUCCACAAAUCCAGACAGUAAAAGACUUUACGAUGACCUUCUUUCCAACUACAACCGUCUCAUUCGCCCUGUUGGCAACAAUUCUGAUAGGCUGACCGUCAAAAUGGGACUCAGGCUAUCUCAACUGAUAGACGUGAAUUUGAAGAACCAGAUUAUGACCACCAAUGUGUGGGUUGAACAGGAAUGGAACGAUUACAAAUUAAAAUGGAACCCUGACGAUUACGGAGGAGUCGAAACGCUGCACGUCCCUUCAGAACAUAUUUGGCUUCCGGACAUAGUUUUAUACAACAAUGCUGAUGGAAAUUACGAAGUGACGAUAAUGACGAAGGCGAUUCUUCACCACGACGGUAAGGUUGUUUGGAAGCCGCCUGCCAUUUACAAGUCCUUCUGUGAAAUUAACGUGGAGUAUUUCCCUUUUGACGAGCAGACUUGCUUCAUGAAAUUCGGGUCUUGGACCUACGACGGAUACAUGAUUGAUUUACGACACUUGUAUCAAAGUGACGAUUCAAACAAAAUUGACGUAGGAAUAGACCUCCAAGACUACUACAUAUCGGUAGAAUGGGACAUCAUGAAAGUGCCAGCAGUAAGAAACGAAAAAUUUUACGUCUGCUGUGAAGAACCUUUCCCUGAUAUAAUUUUUAACAUAACUCUUCGUAGAAAAACACUUUUUUACACGGUCAAUCUCAUUUUACCAUGCGUUGGUAUUUCCUUCCUUUCUGUUUUGGUAUUUUAUCUGCCAGCUGAUUCAGGUGAAAAAAUCUCUCUUAGCAUUUCAAUCCUUCUUUCCUUGACUGUCUUCUUCCUUUUGUUGGUUGAAAUCAUCCCUCCGACGUCCAUUACUAUGCCCCUGUUGGGCAAAUAUUUAUUGUUUACCAUGUUGCUUUGUACCCUUUCUGUUGUUACCACCAUCGCCGUUUUGAACGUCAACUUCCGAUCACCUGUAACCCACAAAUUGGCUCCAUGGGUCAGAUACUUUUUUAUCGGCGUCCUUCCCAAAUUUUUGUUUAUUGAACGUCCAAAAAAGGAGGAUGAAGACGAUGGCAAAGAACCUGACAGCAUGUUGACUGACAUAGUUCACAUGCCCGCGACAGAGAAGUUCAAAAACUCUUUCGGGGCCAGUUUCGACUUUGGCAUUGCUGCACCUUCGAGAUUCGAUGUGGCAGCUUCGGGGGGCAUAGGCCCGUGUUUCGGGGAUCCCCCAUUUCCCACACUUCCGUUGUCAGGAGGUGACGACGAACUCUACAGUCCUGCUAGUUGUAGGACGAACACUUUCGGUGAUUUUGAAGAGCCCAGUCCGAUUUUCGAAAAAAUGGGACUCAGCGACAUAGAAAGGACGAUUGCUGACUCAAAAUUUAUUGCUCAACAUAUGAAAAAUAAAGAUUCAUACGAAAACGUUGAAGAAGACUGGAAAUACGUAGCAAUGGUCCUCGAUCGACUGUUCUUGUGGAUCUUCACGCUUGCUUGCGUUAUCGGUACUGCACUGAUUAUCUUCAAAGCACCCUCCCUAUAUGAUACCACGACUCCUAUUGAUAUUCGCAUUUCAAAAGUCGCAAAGAAAAAAAUGAAAUUGCUCAAAAUGGUUCCUGAAGAGUUGUAGACUCCUUUAUUAUUCAUACAAUUCCUUGUUUCUUAUUUGUCCAUUGAAGAAGAACGCGCAUGGAAGAAAUACAAAGAACGGUUCGUAAAUAUUUUACAAAAUAAAUCCCCCCCGUGUACCUCUUAAACUUAUUAUUUUCUUUAUAAUCACCCUUAAUUACUAAUACUCUCUGAUUUAUUAAUUGAUUUUUUAUUUCUUGAUACACACAAGGUCUGUAAAUUAACAUUAAAAUCCAAAGUCUUUCCAAAACAUAGCCAAAUUUUGGCUUAGUAAGUACAUUAUAAUUAAGAAGAUUUCCACUGAUAUUUGAAUUGAAUUCUUUCUAAUAAUUUAAUUCACAUCCAGGACAAAUGUAAGUAUCAGUACGUAUAUAAAUUAAUUUUAUUUUUAUUUUGCUUAAAUUGUUUGUACAAAAAACAACUCAAGAAAAGUGAACUGUUAAGUGCAAUUUCUCAGCGGAUUGCUCCAGCUUGUCUUCCAUGGUUUAUUUUUAGUUUUUAUCAUAGCCAAUAACAAUAUCGUUGCACUCAGCGAUUCCAAUUUAUUUAAUUAAUUAAAAACGAAAGGGUAAGUCUAUUUUCUUUUCGAAACAUUGUUAGCCUCGAUGCACCAAUUAAAGAAUUUUAAAUGUAUGUUAUCAAGGGUAAUAGUUUUCCUUGAAUUAAACGUUGCAAAUUAAGUUUUAUAUCUUAGGCGUUAAAAUAAUAAAAACGUAUGUAUAUUGUUACAUAAUUAAUUAACUAAACGAAUAACACUUUAUUCAAGUUUAAGUUUUAUAUUGUUUUUCAUCAAUGUUUCGAUAAAUAUUUUAAUGAAGUUUAAUAAAUUAAUGGUAGUUAUAACUUUCGACUAAUUAAAACCGUUACUUUUACUCAUUAAUUAAUUAUUGUUAAAUAGAUAUAUAUAAUUAACAAUUAUGCUUUCUAUGAAAACUAAUAAAUCAUCUUAAAUAGACGCUUAUGCCGUCAUAAAAUGUAAUUGAUGUAAAAUGAAUUUAUUAAC